Molecule: messenger RNA, 2371 nt
Organism: Mesitornis unicolor (brown roatelo)
Lineage: Eukaryota; Metazoa; Chordata; Aves; Mesitornithiformes; Mesitornithidae
Gene: POLR3A
Product: polymerase (RNA) III (DNA directed) polypeptide A, 155kDa
Exons: 17
Biological process (GO): DNA-templated transcription
Molecular function (GO): DNA binding; DNA-directed RNA polymerase activity
Source: RefSeq, a predicted model, not a curated record
GCCGCCGCCACCAUGGUGAAAGAGCAGUUCAGGGAGACCGAUGUGGCCAAGAAAAUAAGCCACAUCUGUUUUGGCAUGAAAUCUCCAGAAGAGAUGCGUCAGCAAGCUCACAUUCAAGUGGUUAGCAAAAACCUGUAUAGUCAGGACAAUCAUCACUCUCCACUGCAGUAUGGAGUCCUUGACCAUCGCAUGGGAACCAGUGAAAAAGAUCGUCCCUGUGAAACCUGUGGGAAAAAUUUAGCUGAUUGUUUAGGACAUUAUGGGUACAUUGACUUAGAACUGCCUUGUUUUCAUGUUGGAUACUUCAAAGCAGUAAUAGGCAUCUUACAGAUGAUAUGCAAAACCUGUUGCUGUAUCAUGCUGUCGGUGGAAGAAAAAAAACAAUUUUUGGAUUACCUGAAGCGACCUGGCCUUACAUAUCUUCAGAAGAGGGGGCUUAAAAAGAAAGUAUCUGAAAAGUGCCGGAAGAAAAACACUUGUCCGUACUGUGGUGCCUUCAAUGGAACUGUGAAGAAAUGUGGUUUGUUGAAAAUAAUACAUGAAAAGUACAAGACCAAUAAGAAAGUGGUAGAUCCGGUAGUAUCUACUUUUUUCCAGUCCUUUGAAACUGCCAUAGAACAUAACAAAGAAGUAGAACCUUUACUGGGAAGAGCUCAGGAAAACUUAAAUCCUUUAGUAGUAUUGAACCUCUUCAAAAGAAUCCCAGCAGAAGAUAUCCCUCUGCUUCUAAUGAACCCAGAAGCAGGUAAACCUUCAGAUUUGAUCCUCACACGACUCUUAGUGCCUCCACUGUGUAUCAGACCCUCUGUAGUGAGUGACCUGAAGUCUGGCACCAAUGAAGAUGAUUUAACAAUGAAACUGACAGAGAUAAUUUUUCUCAAUGAUGUAAUAAAAAAGCAUAGGAUAUCAGGAGCCAAAACACAGAUGAUUAUGGAAGACUGGGACUUUCUUCAGCUGCAGUGUGCCCUGUACAUUAACAGUGAGCUCUCUGGAAUUCCUCUCAACAUGGCACCUAAAAAAUGGACCAGAGGUUUUGUUCAGAGACUUAAGGGAAAGCAAGGUCGGUUUAGAGGCAAUCUGUCUGGAAAGCGAGUGGAUUUCUCUGGCAGAACAGUCAUUUCACCUGAUCCUAACUUAAGAAUAGAUGAAGUAGCAGUGCCAAUUCAUGUUGCUAAAAUACUAACUUUUCCUGAAAAGGUGAACAAAGCAAAUAUUAAUUUUAUGAGGAAACUUGUCCGUAAUGGUCCUGAUGUUCAUCCUGGAGCUAACUUCAUACAGCAAAGGCACACACAGAUGAAAAGGUUUUUGAAAUAUGGAAACCGAGAAAAGAUGGCCCAGGAGCUGAAGUUUGGUGAUAUCGUGGAGCGACAUCUGAUAGAUGGUGACAUAGUCCUGUUCAAUCGACAACCCUCUCUUCAUAAGCUGAGCAUCAUGGCUCACAUUGCUAGAGUAAAACCUCAUAGGACAUUCAGAUUUAAUGAAUGUGUCUGUACACCAUACAAUGCAGACUUUGAUGGAGAUGAGAUGAACCUUCACCUUCCACAGACAGAAGAAGCAAAAGCAGAAGCACUUGUUUUAAUGGGGACUAAAGCAAACCUGGUAACACCAAGAAAUGGAGAACCUCUCAUUGCUGCUAUUCAAGAUUUCCUCACAGGUGCCUAUCUUCUUACAUUAAAAGAUACCUUUUUUGAUCGAGCUAAAGCCUGUCAGAUUAUUGCUUCUAUCCUUGUUGGGAAGGAUGAGAAGGUUAAAGUUCGUCUUCCACCUCCAGCAAUUCUGAAGCCUGUAACACUCUGGACAGGAAAACAGGUUUUCAGCCUCAUUCUCAAACCCAGUGAUGACUGUCCUGUAAAAGCCAAUCUGCGAACCAAGGGCAAACAGUAUUGUGGCAAAGGGGAAGACCUGUGUUACAAUGAUUCUUAUGUCACAAUCCAAAACAGUGAGUUAAUGAGUGGCAGUAUGGACAAAGGAACCUUAGGUUCAGGAUCCAAGAACAACAUCUUCUACAUCUUGCUGAGAGACUGGGGACAGGUAGAAGCUGCAGAUGCCAUGUCACGACUAGCCAGACUUGCUCCUGUCUAUCUCUCUAAUCGUGGCUUUUCAAUUGGAAUUGGUGAUGUAACCCCUGGGCAGGGUCUGCUAAAAGCUAAGUAUGAGCUCCUGAAUGCUGGCUAUAAGAAAUGUGAUGAGUAUAUUGAAGCUCUGAACACUGGCAAGCUACAGCAGCAGCCUGGUUGUACUGCAGAGGAGACACUAGAGGCCUUAAUCCUUAAAGAACUCUCUGUUAUCAGAGAUCAUGCUGGCAGUGCCUGUCUCAGAGAACUGGACAAGAGCAACAGUCCCCUUAUCAUGGCUCUCUGUGGAUCUAAAG